AUGUCUCCAGUAGCAUUCACCAUUGGAGAUCCCCUUCCGCCAGCUGCCAUAAAUGCUCGUCGCAUCGAACUCUCAUUUCCAUUAGUCGUUAAUGGCAAUGUCAUCUUCCCAAACUUAGAGGAGCAACGGAGAGAGCUUACCAGCAUCUUCCCGACUACUCAGAGCGCUUGGGUAGGGUCUCCAUACCUUGUCAUCCAAGUUCAGGAGCUUCCACCGCCGCCAUGGCCCCUCUCGGUCGGCCGCAUUCCAUUACAUCUCUCUACAGAAGACGAUGCCAACGGCCCCAUUGACAAAGGCGACCAGGGCCGUUCCAAAACCGCCGCGCUGCCUCAAUACAAUCUCAGAAAUGAUCCAGUCCCUAUCCUGCCGAUCUUUAUCGACAUCGUAGAUUACUUCAAAUCUAAGCACGUGGUUGUACACGAGAUUUUCCACUUCCCUGGCUUCUUUCGAAUUACUGUUGCCGACGACACGAACUUGGAUACGCUACCUUGGAGGAUCUCAAAUCAAGCCGCCUUCUAUAAGUUUCGCAACCAAGAACAAGACCCGGAUGCCUCAGCGCUCCGUGUGCAACAACCCUCAGGCGUCCUUCAAGACAACACCAACUAUCUGGCCAACCAUAUUGGAUUGCUCCGUCCAGGUGUCAUGGUCAGCUCUUCCCUCUCUGAUGGAUCAUGGACAUCAACAACAUUGGGCAUCCUUGUAGUUGACAGGUCUGGAACCCCAUUCAUUACAGUGGCAGAUCAUGGAUUCAGCAACGACGGCGAAGUCUGGCAUCCAGAUCCAGGCGGUACUCUGAUUGGCAAGAUCAUGCACAGAUUUCCAGACUCAGACAUUGCUCUAGUGCAGCUAGAGAAGCACAUCAAAUUCGACAACAAAACUUUUGGCAACGUAGACAACCCUGAAGGCACCAUUCCAAGUGGCAUUGCCACCAAAUCCCUUUUUUUUGACAAUAUCGAUAUGGACAAUCCGUUCUCGGGCUAUUGCGUUGGCCAAAUUCUUGCUCCCGGUGUAAGGGUUGAAGGACCUGGCUUACUGAUUCAGCAUUAUUGGGUUAUCAUGGAUGCCAGUAGUGAUCAGGGCCCAAUUGAUGGAAGUUGUGGAUCAGCAAUUCUUAAUGACGAUGGUGAGGUGGUGGGAUUCUUUAGUUUCAAGAAGCAGGGCUCUCGAGACUGCUACGCUGUGUCCUCCGAGAUGUUGAUCAAGGCCGGCUACCAGAUACCUAUGCCACAAGUACAAACUGAUGCAGAAUAA
This is a messenger RNA of Lindgomyces ingoldianus, 1251 nucleotides long. RefSeq lists its product as uncharacterized. NCBI's taxonomy places the organism in Eukaryota, Fungi, Ascomycota, Dothideomycetes, Pleosporales, Lindgomycetaceae. Bases 1 to 1251 code for a protein of 416 amino acids. The transcript has a single exon. The record is from RefSeq and is a predicted model, not a curated record.